AUGUCUGGACCACCGAUAAAACCUCCACGAGGUAUAAAACAUACCAAGGAAACAAGUGGAUUGUUGAUAUCAGUAAUACGAGCACUUUCAGCAAGUGAAACAAAUGAGCAAAGAGAAGUUGAAAAAGCUAAACUUGAAAAGGAAUACAAACGGAGUGAUCAAAAGCUUGAUGAACUGUUGAAAGAAGUACCGGCUAAAUUGAGCAAUUAUUUGAACAAAAAAUUGUACCUCCAUGCGACCCAGCUGCUAGUAUCCGCAUUGUCAAUGGGUGAUGGUAAUUUAGAAGGAGUUGAAGCGCUGAGAGAAGUCAAGACAGAAUUGGAGGCAAAGAAGCAGCAGCUUCAGUCUAAAUUGCUCGAGGAAUUGACGAGACACUUGUACGUCGAAACUACCAGGGAGGUUUUGUUAAAAAGACAAGGAUCUGGUCGCGAUUUUCAGCGUAGUAGUGAGGCUCGCGGAUCUAGAGGCAAUAAAGUAAAACGCGCGUUGUUGGACGUCAGCUAUCCUAGCAGUCAGUUGGCUCGGGGACUUAAUGCUCAGCAAGAAGACUUGACAAACAUAAUUGAGGAUGAAAAUUCAUUGAAUCCAGAAGAAAAUUCUGAACAUUUUAUUGCGAUUAUCAUUGAAUGUCUGGCAUUGUUGAAUAAUAUUCCCGAUGCAGUCGAAGCGAUCAAGAGUAAUAUGCAAAAUGAAUUAUUGAAUAUAAUUGCGCGUACUUCGGAUUCAAUAAAAGCUAAUGCUGAUAAGAUGAUGCCUAAAUCCGAUGUCAGUGGCGUACGUAUCAUCAAUCACGCAGACGGGGAAGAGAAUAAUGGUCAGUCGGCGUUACUCGAGUUACUCCAGACUAUUUUUGAUCAGUUUAGAAUGAUUGCUAAUGCCCAUUCGAUGGCGUUAAGAAGUUUCUCUCAUGUUUCCAAAAAGUACAAUGUCGAUGUACGAUUGUAUGAGAUGCCUGAUGUUUGGAGUAAAAUACAAGCAGUCUUACAAUUAUUACUGACAGAGUAUCUUGAUAUACAGAAUGUUGUGGAUCGACCAUUUCAACCGACUAAUUUUUCCGAAUCGUCUGUUGAUAUUAAUGCUUACUUCGCAAAACGUAAACCUCAGAGACAAAAAAAUGGAUCUUUGUUUAAAUUUGACUUUUCUUUACAUCCUAAAACACUAAAUACGUAUCUGAAGGAUCAGAAACUCAGCAAUGCUAGCUUUAUAGACAAUGCAUCAUUAAAAAUAUCAAAACGGCUAGUAUGUGAACCAGACCCUAAAAAUAUAACAUUUAUAUUCCGUCCUAUGAUGCAAUUUAUCGAAGAAAUAGAACGCGCAUUAGAAAUCCAACCUGGUAAUUCUUGUACACUAAAUAGUUUUAUAGCUGACUACAUAAAGGAAGAAUUUCUGGGAAGACAUCACAUAAUGGUAGCAACAACAAUCGAUGCUGCAACAAAAGCAUCGGACGCUUGGCAAACCAUAACACCACCAGAAGUUAUGAAAGACUUGGGAUUAGCACGACCACUGUUACAAUCAACAGUAAAAGUCGAGCAGUGUAUAGCUGAGUUGAGAUCACUGAUGAUAGCUCUGCCCCUUCAGGGCGAGCAUUUUUGUACUCUGGCGCUUAACAUUCUCCACAAUUAUCGGGAGACUUGCCAAUCAGCGUACCGCAAUAUAAUACAAUCGGGGAAUGAGGAUAGAAAAAUCUGUUCAGCGGCUUGGUUGAAAGACGACGACAUCAGCAGGUUUAUAAAAUCACUGCCUAACUGGGACAAUAUGAAGAGUGAAACUACAAGCGAUAAGCGUGGGAAGAUAACCCGUGGGUGGUCAAUGCGCCGCCAGGAGACUCAGGAAGAAGAAAGUCCUGAAGAUGUAAGACAACGCAAUUUGCGAGAAGCUGAAAUUCUGGCGAGCAAUUUGGGCGAGGGUGGAAUUAAUUCAAGCGAAAUUCUAUCUGACGUUGGUCAGCUUCGUUGCUUGGCACUUUUGCAAGAAAGUGUCGAGUGGUUUGCUUUGUCAAUACGCUUACUCACUGCUGAGUUACAACAAUCUAAAAACAGCAAUGACAACCAAACAUUGUUACCACGUGUUUCUGAUUCGCUUGUUGAACUGCUCGAGCAAGUCGCUGUUGAGUUUGAAGAACUUGCUAAUACAUGUAUUCUUCUGCUGCAUCUGGAAGUAAGAGUACAGUGUUUCCAUUACUUAUUACCUCGUGGCGAGUACAGUCAUCUGUGUGAUGGUGUUCAGGAUCCCCAAGAAGCAGAUCCGCGUGUACAAGAGCUCAGUCGUGUUUUGCAGAACAUUGACGAGUCACUGCAGUCUACUUUGCACCCCAAAAAGACAAAAUAUAUUUUUGAAGGCCUUGGACAUUUGAUAACUAAAAUAUUAAUAACUUCCGCGCAGUAUAUUGAUAAAAUAGACAAAAGUGGGAUCCAACGUAUGUGUAGAAAUGUUUUUACACUCCAACAGACACUUACUAAUAUAACUAUGGCCCGCGAACUGGCGCUGGAUUAUGCAAGACAAUACUUUGAACUUUUUUAUGAAACACCUGAAGAUAUUUUGAAUAAUAUACUUGAAAAUGGACCACAAUUUUCUGAGCUAGAGUAUAUAAAUGCUUUUCAAUUAAUUGCUAGAAGUCAGGCACAACACUCUUCAAUAAGUAAACAAUUAGAAAGGUUAUCUGAGAUUCUAAGUGAAAUUGGAGCUGCAGUAUAG
Cotesia congregata is the source of this 2694-nucleotide messenger RNA. The record is from the annotation of a GenBank genome assembly. Lineage: Eukaryota; Metazoa; Arthropoda; Insecta; Hymenoptera; Braconidae.